Molecule: messenger RNA, 2625 nt
Organism: Daucus carota subsp. sativus
Lineage: Eukaryota; Viridiplantae; Streptophyta; Magnoliopsida; Apiales; Apiaceae
Product: pentatricopeptide repeat-containing protein At1g09820
Exons: 1
Coding region: 127-1959 (610 amino acids)
Molecular function (GO): protein binding
Source: RefSeq, a predicted model, not a curated record
CCCUCGAACAACCAUCCUGUUCCUGGCUAUCCGUCCAAAUAAGCGCAUUUACCCUGCUCAGUUUUGCAAACUAGCCCAGGUAAAACUCCAGUCGUGUCCUCCUCUGUCUAAGCUCCGAGUCUCAAUAUGAAUUCCUUGCGCCACUCUCGAUUACACACUCCAAUUUCACGCACUAACUUCCCCAAACUCACUUUCUUUCUACACACACAAACAACCCCUUCUCAACAUUCCAAUCCCUCAACAAACCCUUGUCAAAAUCUUGACAUAACCCACGUUUCUCAGCUCAUAGCAAAACAACACUGGUCAGAAAUCAAAACCCUUCUUAAACCCACAUCCCCCACAACAUUUCUUCAGUUGUUGUUCAAUUAUGGCACUGAUCCUGAGCUGAUUCUCUCUUUUUUCAAAUGGUCACAGCUCCACUUCAAGGUUUCACAUUGUCUUGAACAUUAUUGUAGGCUCUUUCAUUUACUUGCAAGUGCUAAAAAGUAUAGAAAGAUUCGAUCUUUAUUGUGUGUGUUUGUUAGAAUUGAGAGGUAUAGUUGUUCCUCUGUGUUUCAUACACUUUUGAAUUUUAGUGAUAGAGUUUCUGAUAAUUCUGUGAUUGUUGAUAUGUUGAUAUUGGCUUAUGUUAAUAAUUGUGAUGUGGGGUUGGCUUUAGAGGGGUUUGAGAGAGCUGGGGAUUACGGGUUUAGGUUGUCGGUUUUGUCGUGUAAUCCUUUGUUGAAUUUGGUUGUGAAAGAGGGGAAGUUUAGGGCGGUGGAGGUUUUGUAUAAAGAGAUGAUUAGGAGGAGGAUUGAGCUUAAUUUGAUUAGUUUUAAUAUUGUGAUUAAUGGGUUUUGUAAGGCUGGGAAGUUGCAGAAGGCUAGUGAUGUUGUUGAGGAUAUGAAGGUGUGGGGGAUUGAGCCGUCGGUGAUUACUUAUAAUACACUUAUUGAUGGUUAUUGUAAGAAGGGAAGGACGGGGAAGAUGUUUAAAGCUGAUGCAUUGUUGAAGGAGAUGGUGGCUAACAAAAUUUCACCUAAUGAAGUUACAUAUAGUAUUCUUAUUGAUGGGUUUUGCAAGGAUGGAAGUGUAUCUGCCGCUGUGAGAAUUUUUAAGGAAAUGCAGGCACAGCAGUUCACGCCUUGUGUGGUUGCCUAUAAUGCACUAAUUAACGGGCAUUGUAGAGAUGGGGAAAUUGAUAAAGCUCUUGUUUUGAGGGAUGAGAUGGUGGUUUCAGGUCUGCAGCCAGAUCUUGUUACUUUUAAUGCUCUUAUAAAUGGGUUAUGUAAGAAGAGUAUGCUGAAGGAAGCUAAAGAGUUGUUUGAUUGCAUUGCUAAAGAAGGUCUUUACGCGAAUGUAAUUUCGUUUAAUACAUUGAUUGAUGCCUACUGCAAAGCUGGAGAACUGGAGGAAGCAAUCAAGUUACGUAGUCGGAUGUUGGAUCAAAUGGUCAUCCCCAAUGUUUCAACUUAUAAUUGUUUGAUUGACGGUUAUAGUAAAAAGGGGAACCCUGAAACUGCCAGUAAGCUUUUAGAUGAAAUGAAGUAUAAGGGUCUGAGUCCCAAUGUUGUCACCUACAACAUACGUGUAGAUGCAUUAUGCAAUAAGGGAAGGUCCAGAGAUGCAGUCAAACUUUUAGACGAGAUGAUUGACGCGGGUUUAAGACCAUCUCACACAACAUACAACAUUGUAAUGGAUGGUUAUUGCAGGGAAGGCAACCUGCGAGCAGCUUUAAAUGUGAGAAGACGAAUGGAGACACAAGGGCUGCGACCAAACACUGUAACAUAUAAUGUGCUACUUAAGGGCUUAUGUGAGAAGGGGAAGCUGGAAGAUGCAAAUACAUAUCUUAAUCAGAUGCUGGAGAAGGGUUUGAUCCCUAAUAAAGUAACCUAUGACAUUGUUAGAGAGGGGAUGAUGGAGAAGGGAUUUGUUCCAGACAUUGAUGGGCAUAUCUAUACUAGUUCUGUAAGCACUUAACUAGCACCGAAAAGGUGCAUUAGUACCGCUAAAAGCACAGUUGGCUGAUAUAUUGAAAAAUUGGGAAACUGCCAAAUUUGUGUAUGUUCCCUGGAGAAGAGUAUCCUGGAACUUGAAUCUUAAAAGACUACUGUGGGCUUUCAUAUCUCGUCCAUUCCUCAUCAGUUUGAGUAAUUAAACAUGUCUCGGAAAAUUCUCACGAAGGAGAGUCCCACCAGCAUCACUAGUUGCCCUCAACAAUUGCUUGUUCAAUAUACGGAUCAAAAUGACUUGAUAAUUCGGGGUCAGAAUCCUUAUUUUUUAGCACCUCUAACAAGAUUGUUAGAUACCCCUGGAAGCGAAUACCACAACCAUGCGCAGCAAAACUAAUGACAAGCCUGCAUUUAUGUAAUCUAGAACAGUUCUAUGUCUUGCACGGACGGGCUAUAUAGCUAGUUUGAAUCGAAGAUUAACAUUAUGUAGAGGUUUUAACAAUUAAAGUGCUUUAGUUGUACCCAAAGAGUCAUCGGUGCAACGAUUACAUUUAGUAUUUGUAUAUACAUGAAACCUGCAAUAUAUUAAACUGAUGACAUUCUGUUAUUUAUCUUUGAAAUAGAUUUGUAAUUUUGGAUGAAAAUUUGAGGAUUUUGUAUAUCAGGUCCAGUUAAAGCAUAAUAUUGUUUCUCA